Molecule: messenger RNA, 1591 nt
Organism: Cotesia glomerata
Lineage: Eukaryota; Metazoa; Arthropoda; Insecta; Hymenoptera; Braconidae
Gene: Alg3
Product: lethal(2)neighbour of Tid protein
Exons: 1
Coding region: 179-1501 (440 amino acids)
Cellular component (GO): endoplasmic reticulum
Molecular function (GO): dol-P-Man:Man(5)GlcNAc(2)-PP-Dol alpha-1,3-mannosyltransferase activity
Source: RefSeq, a predicted model, not a curated record
ACACCAAAAUCUCUAACUCACACUCCUAAAUAAAAUCCAGUUGUGACAAUCCCCUCAAGCGAACUAAAACAUGUAUAAUAAAGUUGUUGAUAAUGCCCAUGUGGCUAAAUAAAACCCAGUACAUCUAAACUAUUUUCAUCUCGCCCUACUUUCUUCUUUUACAUAAAAAAAUCAAAAAAUGGCAUCAACUCGCCGGGAAAAACGAGUUGUACCCACCAAAAAUACCUUAACAAAAUCACCACUAAUGUGGAUAAAAAAAGGUGUAUCAUCACUGAACUUACCUUACCUGCUGUCAUACCUGACAGACCCCCGAAAAAUCGCUUUCGUCGCGGUGAUCUUCGUGAUCUUAGAAAUAGUGCUGAACAUAGUGGUGAUCCACCAUGUGCCAUACACGGAGAUCGACUGGCGCGCUUACAUGCAGGAAGUGGAGGGUUUCCUGAACGGAACCUGGGACUACUCCAAAUUAAAAGGAGACACCGGACCACUGGUCUACCCAGCAGGAUUUGUCUACGCUUAUUCCUUGCUCUACUACAUAACUUCCCACGGCGAGGACAUCAGACUAGCUCAGUACAUCUUCGCGCUGCUCUACGUGGUGCUGCUGAUCCAAGUGCUCAGGAUUUACGCCAAGACCAAGAAAGUUCCUCCGUACGUGCUGAUCUUAAUCUUCUGCACUUCAUACCGCGUGCACUCAAUUUUUGUCCUCAGACUCUUCAACGAUUCACUAGCCAUGAUAUUUUUAUUCGCCAGUCUGAACGCUUUCCUGGACGAACGCUGGUACUUGGGAAGUAUUAACUUUAGUCUAGCUGUCUCAAUAAAAAUGAACAUACUAUUGUUUGCUCCUGCAUUAUUUAUCGCUUAUUUGUGUAAUUUAGGAGUAAUUAAGACAAUUAUUCACUUAACAAUUUGUGCCAGCAUCCAGCUGAUCCUCGGACUGCCUUUUUUGGUGACCAAUCCUUACGCUUAUAUCGUAGGCGCUUUUAAUUUUGGAAGAGUCUUCGAGUACAAGUGGACGGUCAACUGGCGAAUCAUCCCCGAAGAAAUUUUCCUCAAGUCUUCCUUCCAUUUGGCGCUCUUGGGACUUCACCUAGCAGCUAUUGUCUACUUCAUUCCCACCUGGAUGACUUACAUGAAGUGCUAUGCUAAAUUAAAGGCCGUCGGACGGGAACUCAAGCCUCAGAUGAAGAGCAAUAAUGCUGAGGUCAAUAUGUCCUCGGUUAGCCAGCUGUUUGUUUCGCCGCUUUUCAUUGCUAACUUCUUGGGCAUCGUCUUCAGUCGGUCGCUUCACUAUCAGUUUUAUUUGUGGUAUUAUCACACGCUGCCGUAUAUUGCUUGGUCGACUCACUAUAUGCCGGUUACCAGGAUCGUUAUUUUGGGACUCAUUGAACUCUGUUGGAAUGUUUAUCCUAGCACUGUUUGGAGCUCAGCGACGUUACAUGGGUGUCAUUUAAUGUUGCUUUAUGGUUUGUAUAGGAAUAAAGUUAAGAAUACUAAAUUUGAUUAAGUAAUAUUGGCAAAGUUGCAGUCACUACGUGACUGCAGAUUUGUGGGAUGAUAAAAAUUAAAUUUUGGUUUAUUAAAUUGUGACUUUUGU